This is a messenger RNA of Ectocarpus sp. CCAP 1310/34, 2796 nucleotides long. NCBI's taxonomy places the organism in Eukaryota, Phaeophyceae, Ectocarpales, Ectocarpaceae. The record is from the annotation of a GenBank genome assembly.
CCCCCCCCCCCCCCGCAAAACACCACAGGGAGACUUCACGACGGUGCAGUGGGCCAUGUACGCGGGGUUCUCGGCUAUCAUGGCGUACGCGGAAGGCUUCAAGGGCUUUCAGCAGAAGUUCUCCCCGCUCGUGGUGAAGCGCGCGCUCACCCUCGACCCAGCAGCGGCGGCGGCCCCGGCGGCGGACGGCGGGCAGAAGCGGCGGCGGCGGGCGGGGCCCCUCCGGCUGCUCCUGGCCGGUCCGUACAGCAUGGGCCUCUUCCACGCCACGAAAAAGAGGAAGACGGUGAGCUGGUCGCUGACGGCGGGCGUGCUGUGCCUAGUGCAGAUGGUUAAGCGCCUCCCGUACCCGUGGAGGUCCAUCGUGGACGCGGGCGUGGUGGUGGGGCUGUCGUACGGGACCCUCUCGAUCUGCGUGAUCUGGGCGAGGGCGGUCCUGGGCAGGGCGCCUUCGAUCGACCCGGCGCUCCCGGAGAAGAAGUGAACACGUCGUGGGUGCUGCUGCUGCUGCUGCGCUUUUUUGUGAGAGCGCAGCUCCCUUCUUUGUGCAAUUGGUCUAUCAUGGUUAGGAACGCUGCUGCUGCUGCUGCUGCUGCUGCUGCUGCCACGAGUGUUGUUUUCGUGUUAGGUGGAGGCAUGGCUUGCGCGGGCCGGGGGAGGGGGGGGAGGGGGCUGUGAUGGAUGGAGAUCUGUCCAUAGUGCUAGUAGAAAGGGGAGGGGCAAGAAGUUGGAGAAAGAGAGUAGGUAGGUCGCGCUCUUUCGGGGCUCGCCCAACUUUCAGGCUGGUGAUCAUGUUCCGUUUUGAUUUUAUUUAGAAUAUUGCUUCUGCGAUGUAUGUUACGGCUCAGCUUUGUUUUGUCUUUUUUUCUGUGCUUUGUUGACGAAGUAUCUCAGGGAAUUGAUGCGAAAACCAGGCCGAGAGAGCGAAAACAUCGGGCAGCCAAAUCCGCAAAUAUUUCUAUUGAAAAAAGGAGUUCUCAAGUGGUCUGCAUCUUGUUAGGAGUUUUUGGUUGUAAAGAGUCCUUGGCGGGUAUAUUUGUGUACGCGUUGCAUAGGACAGCCCGAGGAAAAAAAAACGCGUGCAAGCCAGCAAAGGUACUGUAGAGCACCAACCUAGUGGAGGAAGCGGAUUGCGGCAUGACAAGAAACGUAGCUGAUUUCGUGGGCCUAUAUUGGUGCGAAAGCAAGCAAGGUUGUAGACUUAAUGAUGAGAGGAAUGUCACCCGGAUUGUGCGUGCGCAUGCUUGCCCGCUGCUUGAUAUUUUCGGCGAACAUACGUGGUUCACCGGGCGUCCGGUUUCGCGUCGGAAACAAGAGAGCGUACUGGCGAAACCACAGAGCGGAAACGUAGACAAGCAUGUGCGAAGAAAGUGAUGGCAUAAUGAGAGGCACAAAUACAAACGUCGUACCGUAUGUGGGAGAGAAACCCCAACAAUGAUAGACCGAAAAAAAGUUGGUCGAGCAUCGUACCACUCGGUUCGUCUGACAAUGUGGUGUGUGAUUCCGACCAAAAGAGCAGCACGAAAAGAUCAAGACUCCCUUCAACUAACCGCAGAGUACGAGGGCAUUGGGCUCGGGCUAAAGUCCUUGUUGCACAACCACGGGCAGACUUUCCCUAUCCUACAGAGUGGUGUGUUAAUCCGCCGGUUGUAUCGGGCAGCACGCCCGUGAAUAUGCGUGGCCACGAUCAGAGCGGCGUGUGACAUACUCGUCACCAAACACAAGGUCGACUACCACCAAAAAUCUAGAUUCCCGCGCUGUUAUAUAGCCGUAAGGGAGUUUUGCUUGCAAGCGCCGGCAACUUUUCUUCGUAGAUACGUCGUCAGUCGAUUUCACCUAUUACCAGGACGUCGAGCUACUCCUAGCAAAAACACGAAUCAGGAUGUCCACCACCUACAAACUCCACGCGCGAGGUACGAGAGGUGAUCGCAUUCAUUCCCCGUCACGUGCAUGUGUGGCCAACUAAGUACUGCUUACAUCUACACCACUUGUUAUUAUUUUCCCACCAAUACUCCCUUUGCAGUCACACGCAACACCCGCAGACGAGACUACUUUUUGGCAUGUAGUGCAUGAAAUGGCAACCAACGCAAUCAGAUCCCUACGCAUUGGAUACACUGCAUGCCUAUUCGCCCACAAAGUUGUCUUUCUUGCGCUCGUCUUCCACAAAACCAAAGAUGGCUCGAUGACUCUGUGUGGAACACGUACUAAUGGUUGUUCUCCACCUAAUCCACAAGAAUUUUGCAGGCUGCUGUGCAGCAAUAGCCAAGAGGACUGGACACGUACUUCGCACGAAGCGUGAACAUACGUAAAGAAAGGGUGCGCUACCGAGCAACACCUAUAUCUAUUUCGUCCCGUUCACAAAAAACAACAAACCUAGUAGUACUUGAAGUACUCCCUUUUGUCAUACACAGAAAGACAGACAGACAGCGACCCAGUUGCCAUCAAAACGUGAGCUGUAACCCCUCUCUUCCGCAAACCACGAAUGGGCCAAAAACUUAUCGUGCCAAAUUCUCCCUCUCCUGUAUUAAGUUUUCAUCGCGGGCGUAGACACGUGGUUCAUUCUAAGGGUCCUUCGUGCCUGCCCAAAAAUCAGGUGACACAUUGUAUUCAGCCCCCGGAACAGAUGCCUUCAGCAAGAACUUCGUCCAAAUCUCAUGAAGUACGCUGAAAAUCGACAACAAGUUCGAAAGUAGGAUUGGGUACGUUUUAACCCCACCUCCUCCCGUCACCAUAGGAAGAGGGUUAAAAAGGCGGGAAGUGAUAUCGAUAGGAUAAAUGGACUAGGGAAGGCAUUUU